Malania oleifera is the source of this 831-nucleotide messenger RNA. Its product is annotated as agamous-like MADS-box protein AGL80. The transcript has a single exon. NCBI's taxonomy places the organism in Eukaryota, Viridiplantae, Streptophyta, Magnoliopsida, Santalales, Ximeniaceae. The coding region runs from base 127 to 651 and encodes 174 amino acids. The record is from RefSeq and is a predicted model, not a curated record. Gene Ontology annotation, biological process: positive regulation of transcription by RNA polymerase II. Gene Ontology annotation, molecular function: RNA polymerase II cis-regulatory region sequence-specific DNA binding; protein dimerization activity; DNA-binding transcription factor activity, RNA polymerase II-specific.
GAGUCCUUAACCUCAUUUUCUAGCUAGUUUUAUAUGCUUCAUCUUUACACCUCUAUAAAUAUGGGUACUCCCGCAUAGAUCCUAUUAGGUUUCCCUAAGUGUGUCCUAUUCCUUGCACCCUUCAUCAUGGGUCGAAAAAAGGUUAGGUAUGAACUAAUAGCUGAUGAGUCUGCUAGAAAAGUAACUUUUAGGAAAAGGAAAGCAGGAUUGCUAAAGAAGAUGAGUGAGUUGAAGACCUUAUGUGGGGUGGAUGCAUGUGCAAUUAUUUAUGAUUCACGUGAUGAUCAACCCGAUGCUUGGCCCUCCUCACCCGAAGCACAUCGUGUGGUUGAAAUGUUUAAAGAUUUGCCUUUAUCAAAACAAGGCAAAUUUAUGAUGGACCAAGAAAGUUUUCUCCAAAAAAAUAUAUCAAAGCUGAGUGCAACUCUAGAAAAAGAAAAGAAGAAGAAUCAGAGGCUCAAGAUGGAAAUGCUUAUGUCUGAAUGCUUGGAAACUAAAUCUCUGGAUGGUGUGAAAACUAUGGAGGAUCUUAUUGACUUGAGCGCAUUUUUGGAGGAGAAAAAGAAGUUGAUUACUAAGAGGAUUGAUUUCCUUAAGCAAAGCAAUCCUAGCCAAGUCACUGCGGGAAAUGAGGACAAAAACUCCGGUUAGCAUGGGAAAUGUACGCAUUCAUCUAAAUAAAGGUCGUUAUAGAGUCUCUAUAUGGCAUGGCAUCAUGCAAAAUGGCUUGAUAUAUCUAUAUUGUGUGUGGGUUUUAUCCUCUCAGAAUAAAUGUUUCCCUAUUGUCGUACUAGUUUGAAUAAAUGGAUUUCCAUUUCGAAUGCUCAUAAA